This is a messenger RNA of Mytilinidion resinicola, 420 nucleotides long. RefSeq lists its product as uncharacterized. Bases 1 to 420 code for a protein of 139 amino acids. Lineage: Eukaryota; Fungi; Ascomycota; Dothideomycetes; Mytilinidiales; Mytilinidiaceae. Gene Ontology annotation, molecular function: oxidoreductase activity. The record is from RefSeq and is a predicted model, not a curated record. The transcript has 2 exons.
AUGCUGCGGCAUCUCCAAAUCAUCGGGAUCCAUGGAAAUAUGAGCGUGGAAUGGCUUGCAGAAAGCAUAUCGUCCGGAAGGAGUGGGGAGUACCAUCCGAUGCUGAUUCUCCCCCCAAGCGUUCCUUCAGAGGAGGAGCUGUUGCUCACGCGCCUUAGCAGGCGGCCACUUCUUGCCGUGGCAUCGGUGAUUUACGAGAGGAGUCUGCGAGAUGAAUGCGGCUACAGCGGUGCACACCCCUAUUGGGAUUGGACAGUUGACGCGAAGCCUGCACCAGACUGGACAAAAUCGCCGGUAUUCAACCCUGUGGACGGCUUCGGGGGUAAUGGGCCCUUGAUACCCGUCAAUCAGUCGAACCCCUUCGAAGUCCAGGGCGCACCGGCGGUGGUUGCGUUGCUGAUGGCAUGUUUCAACACAUGA